AUGCCGAUGUGGAUUCGCGAUGCGUCGGGUUCCGACGCCGACCCCCGCCACCGGACCUCAUAUUUAUACGCUAAAGCGGGCGCCGCUAAGAGUUCAAACGUGCGUCGGGCGCUCGGAACAGUAGACGAUCGAGAGAAUCGCAAAGCGUGGGUAGACGAGGGCGAGUGCAGUGUGCAGUGCGUGCGGGUCGUGUGUCGCUGA
Molecule: messenger RNA, 201 nt
Organism: Arctia plantaginis
Lineage: Eukaryota; Metazoa; Arthropoda; Insecta; Lepidoptera; Erebidae
Source: the annotation of a GenBank genome assembly